Messenger RNA from Varanus komodoensis (Komodo dragon), 1276 nucleotides. RefSeq names its product SDE2 telomere maintenance homolog (gene SDE2). Lineage: Eukaryota; Metazoa; Chordata; Lepidosauria; Squamata; Varanidae. The record is from RefSeq and is a predicted model, not a curated record. The transcript has 7 exons. The coding region runs from base 29 to 1258 and encodes 409 amino acids. Gene Ontology annotation, cellular component: nucleus.
AAAAGAGAACAGGGUGGCGGCAGCUGUUAUGGAAGGAGAGAAAAUGGCGUUGUUUGUGCGGGGUCCGUUGGUGUUCGGAGUGCAGCCGGUAUUUCUGCCGGCUGAAGGUCGGUCAGUGUGGGAUUUACGGCACGCCUGUUGCCUGGCGCAGGGACUUCCUGAAGACCACUUCUAUGUAAAGUGUAAUGGUCGUUGUGUUAACUCUGAAGAUGUGCUACAGGAUGGAGCUGUUUACAGCCUGGAGCCUAGACUGUGUGGUGGAAAGGGAGGUUUUGGAUCAAUGCUACGAGCACUUGGUGCUCAGAUUGAGAAGACAACAAACCGAGAAGCUUGCAGAGAUCUCAGUGGAAGAAGACUUCGAGAUGUUAACCAUGAAAAAGCGAUGGCUGAAUGGGUGAAGCAGCAAGCAGAACGGGAAGCAGAUAAGGAGCAAAGGCGUUUGGAGAGGCUGAAGCGCAAACUGGCUGAACCAAAACAUGUUUUCACAAAUCCAGACUACCAGCAGCAAUGUCAUGAGAUGGCAGAGAGGCUAGAAGACUCUGUUCUCAAAGGCAUGCAAGCUUCGUCUAGCAUAGUGGUAUCACCAGAAUGCAGUGAGAGUCGAAAGCGACCAAAUGAGUCUGAAAAGGGAGCAACAUCAGAAAAGAAAAUGUGUUUUUGGAUGGGUGUGGAAGGUUUGGAAGACGCUGAUAGUUCACAAGACAGCAGCGACAGUGAAGAUGACAAAUCACCUAGUGCAUCAGGAAGCUCCUCAGUGUCCGCUAACAGCCAUGUUGACGCAGCGGACGGUACAGAAGAGCCUCCCAGCAGUUCUGAGGAUUCCUUAACGGUCAGUUCGGUCUCUGAUACAGCUGAGAAGUCACAGGUACAAAUGGAACUUGCUAAAAAUGGUGUGGUAGAAGAUCUGCCUGCUAGUGAAGCUCCAGCAGAUGAGAAACAUACAUCAGCUAAUGAGGAAUGUGAAGGGGCCAAGACCCUGAAAGAGAGAGAGCAAGCCAGUGCCUCAAGUCCUGCAGAAGCUGUGAGCCAGUCACUGGGCACUGAGACCUCAAGAAUAGAUCUGCUGGAAUUCAACUCAGUUGUGGAGCUGGAAGCCCUGGGCCUAGACCAGCUAAAAUUUGAACUGAUGGCCUUGGGACUGAAAUGUGGAGGCACAUUACAAGAAAGAGCAGCACGGCUGUUCUCCGUGAGAGGUCUAUCUAGAGAGCAGAUUGAUCCAACUUUGUUCGUUAAGCCUUCAAAAGGGAAAAAGAAAUAAACAGUGCUUUGAUUUGUA